CCUCGCACCUCGCGCCGAUCAGGGGCUUCCUUCCCGCGGGCGCCGCUCCCUUGCCUCUCCCUAGCCGCUCGGCCUGCGCCCCGCGAGGGCCGAGACCAGCAGCGGGGCCGAGGGGGCUAAGAGUCCGCGCACGAGAGGCGGCCUGGGCGUCCAGUAAACGCUCCGGCUCGUUCGCCGACGUCGGAGCCGGGCCGCGGUGGCUGCACCGGCGCGGCACGUGGCCUGCGCUCGCGGGCGACAAAUGAACACGCGCUGGGGGCGGCGGAAGCCUGUUAAUUAGUCGGCUCCGCACCGGCGGGCAGAGCGGCGAGGCCGUCUGCGCCGCCCGGCCCCGCCCGGCCGGGGCGCACCCCAGGUCCCGCUCGCCCGUCCGCGCGCUCCCUGCCGGCCGGCCCCUCGCUCGCGGCCGUGCGGGGCGGACCCGAAGAGGAGCCGCCUUCCCGCCCGGCCGGCUGAGGAGCUGGGCGGCCCGUGAGCGCGGGGAGCGGUUUCCCGCCGGGGCUGUUUGGCAGGUGCGCGCCGUGACUUCCGGCGUUGCCCGGGAGCCGCCGGAGGAGGAGCGGCGCGGGGGAUGCGGCUGUGGCGGCGGCGGCGGCGGCCGAGCGCGGGGGUCGGCGGCGGCGGCGGCGGCGGCGGCGGGGGUCGCGGGCCGACGAUGGCGCGGCGGCGCUGAGGGCGGGGGGCGGGCGGCGGCUGGAGGGCGGGCGGCGCGGGCGGCGGCGGCUCCAUGGCCCGGGCGCGCUGAGGGACGCGGCUCUCGCCUCAGCCCGGCGGCGGCGGCGGCGGCGGCGGCCGAACAAUGAAGCUCCUGAAGCCGACCUGGGUCAACCACAAUGGCAAGCCAAUUUUUUCAGUUGAUAUUCACCCUGACGGGACCAAGUUCGCAACUGGAGGACAAGGACAGGAUUCUGGGAAGGUUGUAAUCUGGAAUAUGUCUCCAGUCCUCCAGGAGGAUGACGAGAAGGAUGAAAAUGUCCCCAAGAUGCUUUGCCAGAUGGACAAUCACUUAGCAUGUGUGAACUGUGUGCGGUGGUCAAACAGUGGGAUGUAUUUAGCUUCUGGGGGAGAUGACAAACUGAUUAUGGUGUGGAAGCGGGCUACGUACAUCGGCCCCAGCACCGUGUUCGGCUCCAGUGGCAAGCUUGCCAACGUGGAGCAGUGGCGAUGUGUCUCCAUCCUGCGGAGUCACUCAGGCGAUGUGAUGGACGUAGCGUGGUCCCCCCAUGACGCCUGGCUGGCCUCGUGCAGUGUGGACAACACCGUGGUCAUCUGGAACGCAGUGAAGUUCCCAGAAAUCCUAGCUACUCUGAGAGGCCAUUCUGGCCUGGUGAAGGGCCUGACUUGGGACCCUGUUGGUAAAUACAUUGCCUCUCAAGCCGACGACCGCAGCCUGAAGGUGUGGAGGACGCUGGACUGGCAGUUAGAGACCAGCAUCACCAAGCCUUUCGAUGAGUGUGGAGGGACGACCCACGUGUUGCGGCUCAGCUGGUCCCCUGACGGGCACUACCUGGUGUCUGCCCACGCCAUGAACAAUUCCGGCCCCACCGCCCAGAUCAUCGAACGGGAGGGCUGGAAGACCAACAUGGAUUUUGUCGGGCACCGGAAAGCUGUGACUGUCGUGAAAUUCAACCCAAAAAUCUUCAAGAAGAAGCAGAAGAACGGGAGCUCUGCGAAGCCCAGUUGCCCGUACUGCUGCUGUGCUGUCGGCAGCAAGGACCGCUCGCUCUCUGUCUGGCUCACAUGUCUAAAACGGCCUUUGGUUGUCAUCCAUGAGCUGUUUGACAAAUCCAUCAUGGACAUUUCCUGGACUCUGAACGGGCUGGGCAUCCUGGUGUGCUCCAUGGACGGCUCUGUGGCGUUCCUGGAUUUCUCCCAGGACGAGCUCGGAGACCCCCUGAGCGAGGAAGAGAAGAGCCGCAUCCAUCAGUCCACCUACGGCAAGAGUUUGGCCAUCAUGACCGAGACCCAGCUCUCCACCGCCGUCAUCGAGAACCCCGAGAUGCUCAAGUACCAGCGGAGGCAGCAGCAGCAGCAGCUGGACCAGAAGGGCUCUGCGGCCAGAGAGACAGGCUCCGCUACCUCGGUUGCUGGUGUCGUCAACGGGGAGAGUCUGGAGGACAUCAGGAAGAAUCUUUUAAAGAAACAAGUUGAGACUCGGACGGCAGAUGGUCGGAGGAGAAUCACGCCUCUCUGCAUAGCACAGCUGGACACCGGGGACUUCUCCACGGCCUUCUUCAACAGCAUCCCGCUCUCGGGUUCCCUGGCAGGCACCAUGCUCACCUCUCACAGCAGCCCGCAGCUGCUGCCGCUGGACUCCAGCACCCCCGUCCCCUUCGGCACCUCGAAGCCUUCCACAGAGCCUGUGGCGGCGACCGGCACCAGGCCUGCGGGUGAUUCUGUCAGUAAGGACAGCGUGAAUGCGGCCUCUGCUCCUGCUGCACCGUCCCCCUCCAUCCUCACAACCCCGUCCAAGAUCGAACCUAUGAAAGCGUUCGACUCCCGAUUCACGGAGCGCUCCAAAGCCACGCCGGGGGCUCCUGCCUUGGCCGGUUUGACCCCGACAGCUAUGGAAAGGUUGAAAGAGCAGAGCCUUGUGAAGGAGCUGCGGCCCCGGGAUGUCCUGGAGAGCAGCAGUGACAGCGACGAGAAGGUCCCUGUGGCCAAGCCCUCCUCACUCUCCAAGCGGAAGCUGGAGCUCGAGGUGGAAACGGUGGAGAAGAAGAAGAAAGGGCGGCCUCGGAAGGACUCGCGGCUCAUGCCCAUGUCCCUGUCUGUGCAGUCCCCAGCUGCCCUGACCGCAGAGAAGGAUGCCGUGUGUUUGUCUGUCCCAGCAGCUGCGCUGAAGCUGCCCAUGCCGGGCCCCCAGAGAGCCUUCACCCUGCAGGUGAGCUCCGACCCCUCCAUGUACAUCGAGGUGGAGAACGAGGUGACGGCCGUGGGGGGCAUAAAGCUGAGCCGCCUGAAGUGCAGCCGGGAAGGGAAGGAGUGGGAGACGGUGCUCACCAGCCGGAUCCUCACCGCUGCCGGCAGCUGUGACGUGGUGUGUGUCGCCUGUGAAAAGCGGAUGCUGUCCGUGUUCUCCACCUGUGGUCGACGCCUCCUCCCUCCCAUCCUGCUGCCAUCCCCGAUCUCCACCCUGCACUGCACUGGCUCCUACGUCAUGGCCCUCACCGCCACAGCCACGCUGUCCGUCUGGGAUGUGCACAGGCAGAUAGUGGUGGUGAAGGAAGAGUCCCUACACUCCAUCUUGGCAGGAAGUGACAUGACGGUGUCACAGAUCUUGCUGACGCAGCAUGGAAUCCCCGUGAUGAACCUGUCGGACGGGAAGGCCUACUGCUUCAACCCAUCACUGUCUGCGUGGAACCUGGUUUCUGACAAGCAGGACUCCCUGGCCCAGUGUGCAGACUUCAGGAGCAGCCUGCCACCCCAGGACGCCAUGCUGUGCUCGGGACCCUUAGCCAUAGUCCAGGGCCGCGCCUCCACCAGCUCGGGGAGACAGGCAGCCCGGCUCUUCUCCGUGCCUCACAUGGUGCAGCAGGAGACCACCCUGGCCUACCUGGAGAGCCAGGUCGCUGCAGCGCUCACCCUGCGCUCCAGCCACGAGUACCGCCACUGGCUUCUCCUCUACGUGCGAUACCUCGUGAACGAAGGGUUUGAAUACCGACUCCGAGAAAUAUGCAAGGACUUACUGGGGCCUGUUCACUCCUCCACUGGAAGCCAAUGGGAGUCAACAGUAGUGGGUCUGCGGAAGAGGGACCUGCUGAAGGAGCUGCUGCCAGUCAUCGGGCAGAACCUCCGCUUCCAGCGCCUCUUCACCGAGUGUCAGGAACAGCUCGACAUCUUGAGGGACAAGUAGCCUGCCCAGCCGCAGCAAGGGCAGGGCCACACUCUCUCGCCACUGAGGACACACAGGUCGGCCUCUUAUCUCGCUGGGCUACAGGAUGAGGAGACACUGGCAGGAGGUGGGCUGUCCUACACCAGUACCGGCUCAGCCCCUGGGCACACUUCCCCUGUGUCCUGGGCCUGUUUCUCCCUCAGGGGGAGCAGCUCUGCCCGCAACUCGUUCCUGCCUCCAGGACCCCGGUGCAGAGCUGGAGCUCUGCCCAACUGCCCUGGGGCCAGUGAGGCAGCCCAGGCCUGCCGUCUCCAGCACGGUCCCCAGAUGGACACUAGCCCUGCUACUGUAGGCGCCGUGCUGCUCCAGCUAUGACGAAUGAGCCAUUUGUGAAAGAGAGAACCCUGAGACGUUAGCGUAUUAUGCAGUCAGUAGACUGACCUGAGACCUAUGUAAAAAGAAAGCCUAUUCCAACACAUGGACUAUUUUUGUACUAGAAUUUGCUAACUUGUAAUAUGGAAUUUUCCUUUUGGCCAAUAAUCAGGAUUUCCCUAUAAGUCACUUGGACAUUGGUCACUUGUAGGAAAUUUAAACUCUAAUUAUGACAGCUACAUUGAAAAAUAAUUGUACUGAAAUUAACUUGUCUAUCUUCAUUUAGUUUUAAUUUUUAAAUGUUUGUAAAAAGAGACUUUUGGGGGGGAUGGGGCAGAGGGUGGGCGAUUUCUUUUGUAAGUGUAAAAUAAAUGAACACGCAUUGGAUACCAAA
Messenger RNA from Orcinus orca (killer whale), 4601 nucleotides. Its product is annotated as protein HIRA. Lineage: Eukaryota; Metazoa; Chordata; Mammalia; Artiodactyla; Delphinidae. The coding region runs from base 800 to 3856 and encodes 1018 amino acids. The transcript has 25 exons. The record is from RefSeq and is a predicted model, not a curated record. Gene Ontology annotation, cellular component: nucleus; HIR complex. Gene Ontology annotation, molecular function: nucleosome binding; protein binding. Gene Ontology annotation, biological process: chromatin remodeling; regulation of DNA-templated transcription; DNA-templated transcription.